GAAUCAGCCUUUGAUUGGCUGUUUCAAUGGUCAUAUAAAAGCUUCACCGAAGCAUGUAACUUCCUUUUCCUUCUAACACCGGCAAGGGCAAGCAAGGGCCGCUGCACCAUACUCCAUCCAAUACUGUUCAAAGUCAUCUGCGGAUCACAUUGUCGGAAUCAUGUCAAAGGGACCAGCAGUUGGUAUUGAUCUUGGGACCACCUACUCCUGUGUUGGUGUAUUCCAGCAUGGCAAAGUUGAAAUCAUUGCCAACGACCAGGGCAACAGGACAACACCCAGUUAUGUUGCUUUCACAGACUCAGAAAGGUUGAUUGGAGAUGCAGCCAAGAAUCAGGUUGCUAUGAACCCCACCAACACAGUCUUUGAUGCCAAGAGACUGAUUGGCCGCAGAUUUGAUGAUGCAGUUGUGCAGUCAGACAUGAAACACUGGCCAUUCAAUGUCAUCAACGACAGCACUCGUCCUAAGGUUCAAGUUGAGUACAAGGGAGAGUCCAAAUGCUUCUACCCAGAGGAGAUCUCUUCCAUGGUGUUGACCAAGAUGAAGGAGAUUGCUGAAGCAUACCUUGGAAAAACUGUCAACAAUGCAGUCAUCACAGUGCCAGCUUACUUCAAUGACUCUCAGCGUCAGGCCACUAAGGAUGCUGGAACUAUCUCAGGCCUUAAUGUCUUGCGUAUCAUUAAUGAACCCACUGCUGCUGCUAUUGCCUAUGGUUUGGACAAAAAGGUAGGAGCAGAGAGGAACGUCCUCAUCUUUGAUCUUGGUGGCGGCACCUUCGAUGUAUCCAUCCUGACCAUAGAGGAUGGUAUUUUCGAGGUCAAAUCCACAGCAGGAGACACUCAUCUUGGUGGGGAAGACUUUGACAACCGCAUGGUAAACCAUUUCAUCACAGAAUUCAAACGCAAGUUCAAGAAAGACAUCAGUGACAACAAGAGGGCUGUUCGUCGUCUGCGUACUGCCUGUGAGAGGGCCAAGCGCACACUGUCCUCUAGCACUCAGGCCAGCAUCGAAAUCGACUCCCUGUACGAGGGAGUUGACUUCUACACAUCCAUCACCAGGGCUCGGUUUGAAGAGCUCAAUGCUGAUCUCUUCCGUGGCACCUUGGACCCUGUGGAGAAGUCUCUCCGGGAUGCAAAGAUGGACAAGUCACAGAUUCAUGACAUCGUGUUGGUUGGUGGCUCCACCCGUAUCCCCAAAAUCCAGAAGCUGCUCCAGGACUUUUUCAAUGGAAAGGAGCUCAACAAGAGCAUCAAUCCAGAUGAGGCUGUGGCCUAUGGUGCUGCUGUCCAGGCAGCCAUCUUGGCUGGAGACAAGUCUGAGAAUGUGCAGGACCUGCUGCUUCUGGAUGUCACCCCUCUGUCCCUGGGUAUUGAGACUGCUGGAGGUGUGAUGACUGUCCUGAUCAAGCGUAACACCACCAUUCCCACCAAGCAGACCCAGACCUUUACCACCUACUCAGACAACCAGCCUGGUGUCCUCAUUCAGGUGUACGAGGGUGAACGUGCAAUGACCAAAGACAACAAUUUGUUGGGUAAAUUUGAGCUGACGGGCAUCCCCCCUGCUCCCCGUGGUGUUCCUCAGAUUGAAGUGACAUUUGAUAUUGAUGCCAAUGGCAUUAUGAAUGUCUCUGCUGCUGACAAGAGCACUGGAAAGGAGAGCAAAAUUACCAUCACAAAUGAUAAAGGUCGUCUUAGCAAGGAAGAUAUUGAACGCAUGGUCAAGGAAGCUGAGAAAUACAAAGAGGAGGAUGAUGUCCAGCGUGACAAGGUGUCCUCUAAGAAUGGUCUGGAGUCUUAUGCUUUCAAUAUGAAGUCCACUGUGGAGGAUGAGAAGCUUGCUGGCAAGAUCAGUGAUGAUGACAAGCAGAAAAUUUUGGACAAGUGCAAUGAGGUCAUCAGCUGGCUUGACAAGAACCAGACUGCCGAGAAGGAGGAAUAUGAGCAUCAGCAGAAGGAGCUCGAGAAGGUGUGUAGCCCAAUCAUCACCAAAUUGUACCAGAGUGCUGGAAUGUCUGGUAACAUGCCUGAGGGUAUGCCUGGUGGCUUCUCCGGUGCACCUGGUGGUGCUGCUUCUGGUGGUUCCUCUGGACCAACCAUUGAGGAGGUCGACUAAACAUUCCAUCUUCCUUAGCUACCGUACCUCAAAUCUGCGGAAGUUUACCCUCUUACAGCACAUGUUAGAUGGUAAACAAGCUUAAGAGUGAAAUUCACUUGAUUUAAAGAUAGGGUUCAGGGAUCAUUUUUGCAUUGUUAACGCAUUCGGGAACAGUGUGUAGUUGGUAUCACUCGGUUCAUCACAUGUUUGUGAAUUGUUUUCUAUACAAAGGUGGCUUUAAAAAAAAUAAACUUGCAACCCUUA
Messenger RNA from Cynoglossus semilaevis (tongue sole), 2356 nucleotides. RefSeq names its product heat shock cognate 70 kDa protein. Lineage: Eukaryota; Metazoa; Chordata; Actinopteri; Pleuronectiformes; Cynoglossidae. The record is from RefSeq and is a predicted model, not a curated record. The coding region runs from base 161 to 2110 and encodes 649 amino acids. The transcript has 9 exons. Gene Ontology annotation, molecular function: ATP-dependent protein folding chaperone; ATP binding.